Molecule: messenger RNA, 1722 nt
Organism: Sitodiplosis mosellana (orange wheat blossom midge)
Lineage: Eukaryota; Metazoa; Arthropoda; Insecta; Diptera; Cecidomyiidae
Gene: Nup58
Product: nuclear pore complex protein Nup58
Exons: 3
Coding region: 169-1605 (478 amino acids)
Biological process (GO): nucleocytoplasmic transport
Cellular component (GO): nuclear pore
Molecular function (GO): structural constituent of nuclear pore
Source: RefSeq, a predicted model, not a curated record
AAUAAAGAAAGUCGAUUUGUGUUUCGUUUUGCGCUGCACAAUACAACAUUUUCGUUUGAAGUUUAUUUUUUGUUGUUGUUUUUAGUUUAAGAAUCCAUUCCGUGACCAAAUCAUUCGAAGAGAAUUUAUCAAGUUAGUCGUAAAUUGUAAGAAAAUUUCGCGUGAAAAAUGUCUGGAUUUUCAUUUGGAACGCCACAACCAGCAGCGGGCACAGGUUUUGCAUUUGGCGCUUCAAACACACAACCAGCUGUCGCUUCACAGGCACCCCCAUCGUUUGGUUUUGGAACACCAGCAGUCACAGCCAUUCCAACGCUGGGAGCGACUCCACAGCUUGGCACAACACCAACACUUGGAUCAUUCGGAACACCAACACUUGGUGCUCCGGCAGCAACAGCAGCAGUAGCACCAACAGCAUCAGCAGCCGCCACUGGAAUAACAUUUGGUACCAGUGCACCACCGUACGGAGCAACUCAACAGUCAACAUCAGCUGCCGCACCAUCGUUCAGCUUUUCAACGGUGACGAGUGCACCAACGCUUGGUUUGUCAUUCGGUACACCAGUGACAGCAACAACGGCCGCAUCACAAGCACCGACUCUAGGAGCAUCAACGUCGGCAGUGGCAACGACGACGGCGGCGGCGCAAAACGUUGCCCCAGCAUUUGGUGGAUUUGGUGCGAGUGCUGCAACUACAUCACCAUGGAUCGGCGGUGGAUUUUGUUCAACAACGACAACAACAACCGCAACAGUAUCAAAUAGCAGCAGUACACAGAAAAUUGGUUUGGGAGGUGUCGACAUAAAUGCGGCCCAACCGAAAACGAUUGAGGGUCAAACGGAUAGUGCCAAAGUGAAGGAAAAUCAAUUGCCGCAGGAAAUAAUUGCAACAGUUGAUUCGCUAAAAGCGUAUACCAAUCAACAAAAAACAAUCGGUUCGGAUAUUGUGCGUGCAUCAUCGCGUAAAAUCACAAAUGUCAACAGUGAAUUGGACACAUUGAAUUGGGCAUUAGCCGAGAUUCAUUCAAAUGUCGAAUCGAAUUUUGCCGCAAUCAAGCAAUUACGUGCGGAAACAAAUAAAGCGCGUCAAGAGGCUGAAAUUGCACAGCGAACCCAUGAAACACCGGCCGGUUUACAAUUUGAAAAUACCGCACCGCUACAAUACUUUAUGGAAUUGGUGCAAAAAUUCGAAUCCGAUAUGCUAACCAUACGUAAGCAGCUCGAAUUAACCGAAACCCACAUACGAUCACUGACCAAUCCGCAAACAUUUACGGCUGACGAUUUAAAAAAAGGACUACAGCAAAUCCAUGAAUGCUUCGUUGCGUUGGCCGGCCGUUUACAAGAGACUCAUCGUGCGGUCGAAACACAAAACGAGCAAUUCAUCAAUUUGAUGAAACAUCGCGGUCGCGAUAAGGUGAAUAUUUACGAUGGUGGUAAUAAUAGCGCAGCUGAUGGAUCACAACCGAUCAUCCAACAAAUUGCAUCCGGAUGCCGAGCAAUUAUACCGAAUGUUGCAUGCGGCCCAACGCCAUUCUCAUCAUUUCGCAACGAACCAGCACACGGUAUGUUCCGAAAUUCCGCCGAUCGAAAAGAAUUUCCCACACAAAAAUUCUGAGGAAAAUCAAUUUGAAACACAAAAAUAUAGACAAAAAAAUAACAUAUUUCAAAUUUUGUACGAUUAAAUACUUACUUACGUUGUUGUGAAUAAAGCGAACUCAUUGAUUCCAUUUAA